This is a messenger RNA of Contarinia nasturtii (swede midge), 946 nucleotides long. RefSeq names its product graves disease carrier protein homolog. Gene Ontology annotation, biological process: transmembrane transport. The transcript is spliced from 4 exons. The record is from RefSeq and is a predicted model, not a curated record. Gene Ontology annotation, cellular component: mitochondrial inner membrane. Bases 416 to 895 code for a protein of 159 amino acids. Lineage: Eukaryota; Metazoa; Arthropoda; Insecta; Diptera; Cecidomyiidae.
AGCUGGUAUGUGUUCAAAGACUGCAGUAGCACCAUUAGAUCGGAUAAAAAUUUUGCUGCAAGCGCAUUCAAAUCACUAUAAACAUUUGGGUGUGUUCAGUGGCCUUCGACAUAUCGUUCGCAGAGAAUCAUUAUGGGCACUUUACAAAGGCAAUAGCGCUCAAAUGGUUCGAAUAUUUCCAUUUUUGAAUUUUACAAAAGAGUAAGCAAAAAAUAACUGAAAUAAAAUCAUAUUCAACACAUCACAUCCCGUUGUUCCUACUUUAUUGUAAUGCAUUUUAUUGUUUACAGUAUGUUGGAACAUUGAUACCAACCAAUAGACUCACCAAAAACUCGGACAAAUUCAUCGCAGGAUUUGGCGCUGGCGUUACAGAAUUGAAAUUGCGUUAUUGAAAUUAAUUCACUAAUUGACCGUCAUGUUUUUUUUUUUUGAUUGUUUAUAUUUUGGUCAGGUGACAUUGAUCUAUCCGUUGGACACAAUCAGAGCAAGACUUGCGUUCCAAAUUACCGGUGAACAUAAAUAUGCAGGCAUCGUACACACAGCUCUUUCAGUUAUAAAAAUUGAAGGUGGUAUUCGUGGACUGUAUCGUGGUUUUGUUCCAACUCUAACCGGUAUGGUUCCAUAUGCUGGUUUCAGUUUUUAUUGCUUUGAAAGUGUGAAAUUCCUUUGCAUGAAAUACUCACCACAAUGGACUUGCAACAAAUGCGAUAAAAAUACAGGCGGCCGAGUUUUAAAUAUUCCUGUCAAACUUUUAGCCGGAGGUUUAGCUGGUGCAAUAGCUCAAUCCUUUUCGUAUCCCUUGGAUGUGACGAGAAGAAGAAUGCAAUUGGCUAUGAUGGAUCCAGCAACGGCUCGAUUGGGAGUUGGAAUGGUCACGACACUCAAUUUACAAUGAAAAUGGUAUUGUACGAGAUACUCAAACAAGCAAUAAAUCUUGACACCGGCA